AUGGGUCCCGAAGAGGAGCUCUCCAUACGUCGAGCCGUCCAAGAGGCCUCUGCAUCCUGGGCAUCUGAGCUGCAGGAAGUCCUGAAGCAGGCCGUUGGCGAUGCCUUGCGCGAAGCUUUGCCGACGGAGCUGCGCAAGGCCCUGUCGCCAGAGCUGGCCACGCUGAGGGAGGGGUUGCGGACCCAGAUCUCUUCUUCGGGUUCGCCUCCCUCGCCUUCAGGCACACAGAAAAUGGGGUCCGGGUCCAAACUCAAGGCGGUCAGCAUGGAAAAUGUCCAGAGCAUCACAAGCUUGCGUCGCCGCAGCUCCAUGCUUCAUUCCGCCAAGCUCGUCCUCGCCAUGCAGCCGAAGGGACAAGGGAUGCCGAAGGUACGGACAGGAUCCUUGUCGAAUGUCGACAGCCUAGACGUGGAGCAGACUCGGUCCAUACCGGUGCGACAUUCAAAGACAGAAUCGAUCACGAGGGCCAAGUUGGAGAGUAUUCUUGGGGGACGUUUGAAGUCGACUGAAGACACGACAGCAGAGCCAUUGCCGGCCCCCCACUCCCACUCUCCAAGUCCUGUGCCCAUGGAGCCCACUCUCCAAGAAGCACCUAUUCUGGAGCAAGUCAGCGAAGAAUACGUGCGGAUCGAGCAUCGAAGCGGAAGCGGACUUGAUAUGAGCGAAAGGUCCCGGGAGGACGAAGAGGAGGAGGAGGAGGAGAGCGUAGACAGCUUGGCGAUGGCACCAGGCCAACCUGGGACACUGCGGAAGCAGAGUAUGUCGAUCCUUCCAGAUUUUCAGGACACGCCUCGGUUGCAGGAGCAUGGCACGCCACGGAAAAACUGGAGGCAGACUCUCCGAAAUCUCAUCCUCCCCUUCAAGGCGCGUGCCCCGGAUCCGCCUCCUCGCGAGGCUAGCAAAGUGAGGGGGCUUCUCCUGAAGAAGCAGGAUGUGGAGAUGAAGGGAAGGCCCGGACGACGUGUUGAAGUCGUCCUCAAGGAGGCGGAUGUCGUACAAGUCCGGCACAAACGGUUCCCAUUCUCUCAGUGGUCCUGGCCCUUCGCGGAUCCGGGGGGUCGGCCGAGACAGUACUGGGAAAUCUUCGCCUGCACGUUGCUCUUGUUGCAGCUUCUGUACCUGUGCUUCCAGGCAGGCUUCAUUACCACUGAAGACUACCGAGCCGAAGGGUACUGGGAGCUGAAGUUGGCCUUGCUUGCUGUGGACAUCUUUUGGGUCAUCGAUCUGGGGAUCAACUUUACCACCGGCUACCGAGAUGUCACGCAUGUGCUCCACAGCAGUGCCCGCUCCAACGUAAGGCGCUACCUCCGGGCUGGCUUCGUCUUGGACCUGCUAGCCACCCUGCCCUCGCUUUGCCAGCAUGUGCUCCUGGUCAUCGACCCGCAUACUUACGGCUUCUGGCCGCUCAGGAUGAUGGGCUUAUCUCCUCUGCUGCGCAGCUUCCGUGUCCGGGGGGCCUAUGCCUUACUCAAGCGGCUGGAAGCCAACAUGAAGUCCUCGGUGGUGUCUUCUGCAUGGUGGCUCUUCCAGCUAUUCAUGCUUCCGCUCGUCUUCUCGCACCUCUCUGCUUGUGCCUUGCAACCGUUUCUUUCCCAAGCUCAUCGGAUGGCCGCGUUCGAAUGGCCGAAAGCAUUGGAGGAGCGCCACCUGGAGGCCCAACAACUACGCCUGGUGAUCGAAGACUCCGACACCUACUCCUACGAGGCGCUGCUGCAGCAGGGCUUCCUGCCGAAGUUCCUUUGGGCGGAGCUUCGCUGCCGGAAUUGCGCGACGGUUCGCCUCGCGACUCAGAAUCCCAUGUUUGUCAGGCGCAGCGGAUCAUGGAUGAUACGACCCAAUCCGAGCUACUUC
Molecule: messenger RNA, 1851 nt
Organism: Symbiodinium sp. CCMP2592
Lineage: Eukaryota; Dinophyceae; Suessiales; Symbiodiniaceae
Source: the annotation of a GenBank genome assembly